Messenger RNA from Daphnia pulex (common water flea), 2180 nucleotides. RefSeq names its product Y+L amino acid transporter 2-like. NCBI's taxonomy places the organism in Eukaryota, Metazoa, Arthropoda, Branchiopoda, Diplostraca, Daphniidae. The coding region runs from base 642 to 1985 and encodes 447 amino acids. The record is from RefSeq and is a predicted model, not a curated record. Gene Ontology annotation, biological process: amino acid transmembrane transport. Gene Ontology annotation, cellular component: membrane. Gene Ontology annotation, molecular function: L-amino acid transmembrane transporter activity. The transcript is spliced from 11 exons.
UUAUUUUAAUUUUUCUCCCAAAUUGCAAGUUCUGUUAGGAAAUCAAGUAAUACUGUCGUUAAUUGUUUGUUAAAUGUUUUCAUCGUUAACUGUAUAGGGAGGGGCGUUUUGGCCUGGAUCGAGUGAAAACUGGGUCAUCACGUCUGCUACUUUUCUCGUUUGACACAAUCUAAUUUUUUUCAUUUUUUUGUAAUAACUUUCUCUUUCUUUCUACAUAAGCCAUCUAGCGCGAAAUUAAUCAACUUAUAGCAUACAGUCACUAAGAAAACCUUCCGAAUAAUUUGCCCAUAGAGCCAGUACCAGUAGUUAAAAUAUUACAUCACGCACAUUCAUUCGUUUCGGCACGUGUUCCAGAGUAGUAACACUUUCAGUAUUUCCUCCGAUAUCCUCUUAUUAUUCCAAGCUUAUUUGUAGUGCAUCAAAUUGUCUUGCGGACAUAUAGAGUUGCAUCAACGUCGUUUUAUUCCAGGGAAAAAAAGUAGCAACCGAAAACGUCGUCAAAAAAUAGGACACGCAAAUUGUGACCUGUGUGUGUGUGUGUGGUUCCUGCGUUUUGUCAACUUCGUAUUCGUUCAAAAUGCCUAAAGUCUCCAGAGAAGAGGAGCAAGAAGAGCACUCGCCGAUGACUCAAAACGGCGGUGAUGCGAGUAACAACAACAAGCCCGAAAGGUGUCCUCCAGUCGACAGGAUCUGCCGGAUUGUCCAUUAUUGUGUGGGCGUUGUGCGGACUCGUUUCGUCUGUCGGUGCCAUAUGCUACGCUGAAUUAGGAACCAUGAUAAAUUCCUCGGGCGGCGAUUACGCAUACUUGGGCGAAGCCUACGGUCCUUUGCCGGCCUUUCUCUAUUUGUGGGCAGCUGUGCUCAUCAUCAUUCCUGUAUCAAACGCUAUUAUAGCCUUGGCCUUCGCCAAUUACAUCCUCCAACCGAUAUGGGGCACUUGCCCACCGUCGGAUUCAGCCGUCCGACUACUCGCCGCCUUUGCCGUCGGCGUACUAGCUUUCAUCAAUUGCUGUAACAUGCGCUGGGUCGCCAAAUUGCAAACCGUAUUCAUGGCGGCUAAAGUCAUUGCCUUGGGGCUCAUUAUAACCACCGGAGGCGUCGCUUACUUUCUCCAAGGUGAAAGUCGGGGAUUUCAGGAACCCUUCCGCAACACGUCCACCGAUCCCAGUUUGAUCGCCUUGUCGUUUUAUUCGGGACUCUUUUCUUAUGCUGGAUGGAAUUGUUUGAAUUUCGUCGCCGAAGAAGUGCGGGAACCAAACAAAAAUCUUCCGCGGGCUAUAUUGAUCUCGAUGCCCAUCAUCACGGUUGUGUACGUCAUGACCAACGUGGCUUACUUGAUCGUGUUAACGCCCGAAGAGAUAUUAGAUUCCUCCGCCGUCGCAGUGACGUUUGGCGAUCGUGUGUACAGUUCGUUCACCUGGGUCAUUCAGUUGCUGGUGGCUAUUUCCGCUUUGGGCACCUUGCACAGUAGCAUCUUUAGCUCGUCGCGCAUCUUCUUCGUCGGCGCCCGCAAUGGACACCUUCCGGGCUCGAUAGCGCUGAUUAGCAUCAACAAUCUCACGCCGAUUCCUUCCAUCCUGUUCAUGGGUGGAUUAACUAUGGUGAUGCUCGUCGUGACCGACGUCUACGUGUUGAUUAAUUACACCUCCUUUGUGGAGGCCACGUUCGUAGCGGCCGCUGUUGGCGGACUCUUGUGGCUCAGGCGAACGAGACCAAACGCCGCUCGACCUAUUAAAGUGAGUUUGGUGUACCCGAUAGCGUUUUUCGCGGUCUCCAUCUUUCUGGUGUGCUUUCCCAUUUUUUCCAGUCUGAUGGAAGUCGUCACGGCCGUCGGAAUCACCAUUACCGCCGUUCCAGUUUUCUACUUUUGCAUCGCCUGGAAGAAGAAACCCAAGUGGCUCUCAUCGACCAGCAAUAAAUUCACUUUGCUGUGCCAGAAAAUAUUCCUAGCCGUCCCGGAAAACGCCGGAAGCAAGACUUACUGAACGGAAGAAAUUUCCGCAAUUUCAAUGAAUUCAAAAAGCUCAUUUUCGCGGCUUUUGAAACCCCGAUCCUGGUUUGUUUUGAACGACUGCUUUCCAUUCUUUUAAACGCGGUCGUUAUGUGGAAACCUGUAUCAUCGCGUGCAUCUAAUGAAAGUGAUAUUUCAUAAUAAAUUUAUACAAGGAAGUGAAUAAAAA